AUGCCUAUAGAUGAAAUCAGCAUCAGCGGUUAUAAGACGGUUGCACGUGUUGACUGCACGGGAUCGGCGAGAAGAGACUGCGGAGCAAGCUUCUUGGUAUCGCAGCAACUGCUGAGUGAUGUCCGUGACCCAGCCUCCAUAAAAAUUGGAGAAAAUGAGGACUGGGUAGAUGCAACUGUUUUAAAACUACGUGAUGUGUUCAUUGCAGGAGCAUACGCAAGUCCCGGAGUAACAAUCGGCACCAUUCGAUCGUUUCUAGAGAGAUGUUCUGCGGAAGAGGGACGGAAACUAAUACUGAGUGAUUCUAAUCACAACAUUACUGAAGCAGCAAAUCCCCGUUUUAAGGAAACGGUGGAAGAAUUUGGGCUGAAAAUUUGGAAUGUAAAUGUGCCCAUACCAAUGAAAAUAUAA
Gongylonema pulchrum is the source of this 411-nucleotide messenger RNA. The record is from the annotation of a GenBank genome assembly. Lineage: Eukaryota; Metazoa; Nematoda; Chromadorea; Rhabditida; Gongylonematidae.